Molecule: messenger RNA, 2436 nt
Organism: Melospiza melodia melodia
Lineage: Eukaryota; Metazoa; Chordata; Aves; Passeriformes; Passerellidae
Gene: ANAPC7
Product: anaphase promoting complex subunit 7
Exons: 11
Coding region: 98-1795 (565 amino acids)
Biological process (GO): cell division; protein ubiquitination; positive regulation of mitotic metaphase/anaphase transition
Cellular component (GO): anaphase-promoting complex
Molecular function (GO): protein binding
Source: RefSeq, a predicted model, not a curated record
CCAUUUUGGAGUGGCGGCGGCGGCAGCUCCGUGCCCGGUGCCUCGCUCGGGGUCUCUCCCGGUUCCCCCCCGUCCCCUCCGUUCUGCCGGCGGCAGCAUGAGUGUGGUGGAGCACGUGCGCGAGAUGGCGGCCGCCGGGCUGCACUCGAACGUGCGGCUGCUCAGCGGGCUGCUCCUCACCAUGAGCGGCAACAACCCGGAGCUGUUCUCUCCCUCUCAGAAGUACCAGCUCCUUGUGUACCAUGCAGACUCCCUGUUCCACGACAAGGAGUACAGGAAUGCUGUCAGCAAGUACACCAUGGCCUUACAGCAGAAAAAAGCCUUAAGUAAAACCUCCAAAGUCAGGCCUUCCACUGGGAAUGCUGCAUCAACACCCCAGAGCCAGUGUUUACCAUCAGAAAUUGAAGUGAAAUACAAAAUGGCUGAAUGUUACACGAUGCUGAAGCAAGAUAAAGAUGCCAUUGCUAUUCUUGAUGGGAUUCCUUCCAGGCAGAGAACUCCAAAGAUCAACAUGAUGCUGGCAAACCUGUACAAGAAGGCCGGCCAGGAGCGCUCCUCGGUGACGAGCUACAAGGAGGUGCUGAGGCAGUGUCCCUUGGCCCUGGAUGCCAUCCUGGGUUUGCUCUCACUGUCAGUGAAGGGAGCAGAAGUGGCCUCCAUGACCAUCAACAUCAUCCAGAGCAUUCCCAACCUGGACUGGCUCUCGGUGUGGAUCAAGGCUUACGCCUUUGUGCAUACUGGAGACAACACCAGAGCCAUAAACACCAUUUGCUCUUUAGAGAAGAAGUCAUUGCUGAGGGAUAAUGUGGACUUGCUGGGGAGCUUAGCAGACCUGUACUUCAGAGCUGGAGAUAAUAAAAACUCUAUCCUGAAAUUUGAACAAGCACAAAUGCUGGAUCCUUACCUAAUAAAAGGAAUGGAUGUUUAUGGUUAUUUAUUGGCACGGGAGGGUCGGCUGGAGGAUGUGGAGAACUUGGGCUGCCGGCUCUUCAACAUUUCUGACCAGCAUGCAGAGCCCUGGGUGGUGUCUGGGUGUCACAGUUUCUACAGCAAACGCUACUCCCGUGCCUUGUACCUGGGAGCCAAAGCAAUCCAGCUGAACAGCAACAGUGUGCAGGCUCUGCUGCUGAAGGGAGCUGCCCUGAGGAACAUGGGCCGGGUGCAGGAGGCCAUCAUCCACUUCAGGGAGGCCAUCAGGCUGGCACCCUGCCGCCUGGACUGCUACGAGGGUCUCAUCGAGUGUUACCUGGCGUCCAACAGCAUCCGCGAGGCCAUGGUGAUGGCAAACAACGUGUACAAAACCCUGGGGGCAAACGCACAGACCCUCACCCUGCUGGCCACCGUCUGCCUGGAGGACCCAGUCACGCAGGAAAAGGCAAAAACAUUGCUGGACAAAGCUCUCACACAAAGACCUGACUACAUUAAAGCUGUGGUAAAGAAAGCAGAACUUCUCAGCAGAGAGCAGAAGUAUGAGGAUGGGAUUGCCCUGCUGAGGAAUGCCCUGGCCAACCAGAGCGACUGCGUCCUGCACCGCAUCCUGGGCGACUUCCUGGUGGCUGUCAACGAGUACCAGGAGGCCAUGGACCAGUACAGCAUUGCCCUGAGUUUGGAUCCAAAUGAUCAGAAGUCACUGGAAGGAUUGCAGAAAAUGGAGAAAGAGGAAAGUCCAACAGAUGCCACCCAGGAGGAAGAUGUGGAUGACAUGGAGGGGAGUGGAGAAGAGGGGGACCUGGAGGGCAGUGACAGUGAAGCAGCUCAGUGGGCAGAUCAGGAACAGUGGUUUGGGAUGCAGUAAAAGCCUCCUGCUGCUUCUUUUGGCACUGGAACACACCACUAGGGCCACUCUUCUCAGAAGAACAGAAACUGUGGGUUUUUUUCAGUAAUAAAGGACUUUUUUUUGUUUUAAUAGACUCUGAAACCAAUUAAUAGUUCUGUGCAUCUCAAUACUGUGGAGAUCCUUGAUGCUUCUUAUUUAUUAAGUAUACAGGACUAACUGCAUCCAAGGCUAUUUACAACUUCCAUUUUGAACAAUUCCUGCUAGAACUAAAACCAUCAGAAUCUGAGGUGUGUAAUGAGCCUUUUGUUUGUGAUGAAGAUAAUGUCUGAGUUCUGUCCAGGGCUGAGUGCUUGGGCAAGUUGUAAAUCCAGUGGUUUGUACUCCUUUGUGGGAAAGGCCUUGCUCAUGUGUGUGCAGCCAUUUGAGUCUGGGGGAGCUGCUCCCAGAGUGUGGCUGAAGCAGCACUUUCCUUUUGCUCUGUUUGUUGAGUUAAUUUGUCUUUUUCUGGGGCAUUACCUGUGCUGUCCAGGAUUAAUUUGGGACAAUAGGCAACCUGGACUUGCUGGACACUUUUUGUAGCUGAUUUCUCUGUGUACAGAAUUGAGCCAGUGGUGGAGAAUUAAAGUUAUUUCCUCAACCCUUACUAAACCCUGCAAUCA